Molecule: messenger RNA, 1953 nt
Organism: Polistes canadensis
Lineage: Eukaryota; Metazoa; Arthropoda; Insecta; Hymenoptera; Vespidae
Gene: ergic53
Product: protein ERGIC-53
Exons: 10
Coding region: 276-1784 (502 amino acids)
Biological process (GO): endoplasmic reticulum organization; endoplasmic reticulum to Golgi vesicle-mediated transport; Golgi organization
Cellular component (GO): endoplasmic reticulum membrane; COPII-coated ER to Golgi transport vesicle; endoplasmic reticulum-Golgi intermediate compartment
Molecular function (GO): D-mannose binding
Source: RefSeq, a predicted model, not a curated record
GGUGUUAAUUAAAAGAUAAUAUUUAAUAAAAUAACAGAGUACAGUCUCAUUUGUAGGAGGAAAUUUGUAUGAAAAAAAAAAUUAAGGUGCCAAAGUAAUAAUGACGUUUGAACUAGAUUUGUAAUGUGUGGAUGAAGCCACGUAAUUGACACGUCACUUGUAACGAACCAAUAAUAUUCAAUUCUCUCGAUUUGCUUUUUAAAUGUUACUCCAAUCAUUUCUUUUUUAAUUCAUAACUUAAGUUGAUCCAUCCGGACAUUAUUAAACAGUUCAAAAUGAAGAUGGCCGCCGAGGUGAGGUGGCUCUUAGUAUUUAUUGCAUUUCCGGCUUUUUCUUUGGUUUCUGCCGAAACUCCUCAUGGAAAAUUUGAGUAUAAGUAUUCCUUCAAACCACCUUAUCUAGCGCAAAAGGAUGGAUCAGUACCUUUUUGGGAAUAUGGUGGAAAUGCCAUUGCUAGCGCUGAAAAUGUUAGAGUUGCUCCGUCGUUAAGGAGUCAAAAAGGUGCAAUAUGGGUAAAGAAUCCAAUUAAUUUUGACUGGUGGGAAGCGGACAUAAUGUUCAGAAUCACUGGUCGUGGUAGAAUUGGUGCAGAUGGUUUAGCGUUCUGGUAUACCAGUGCCAAAGGUGCCUACAACGGCACUGUUUUUGGUAGUUCUGAUCAAUGGAACGGCCUUGGAGUUUUCUUCGACUCUUUUGACAACGACAAUAAACACAACAAUCCAUAUAUUAUGGCUGUUCUUAAUGAUGGCACCAAAAUUUUUGAUCAUUCCAACGAUGGUACAACGCAACUAUUAUCAGGUUGUCUGAGAGAUUUUCGUAACAAACCUUAUGCUACACGUGCAAGAAUAGAAUAUUACCAGAAUACGCUAACGUUACUCUUUCAUAGUGGUAUGACUAAUAAUGAACAAGAUUAUGAGACUUGUUUCCGUGCAGAAAAUGUAUUUUUACCAAAAUAUGGAUAUUUUGGUAUAUCAGCUGCAACAGGUGGUUUGGCUGAUGAUCAUGACGUUAUACAUUUCUUAACGACAUCCUUACAUCGUCCUGGUCAAUUACCUACCGAUGGUUACCAAGUUUCUGCGGAAGAUCAAGUUAAAUUAAGUCAAGAAUACCAAGAUUAUCAAAAGAAAUUGGAGCAACAAAAAGAAGAAUAUCAUAGAGAUCAUCCAGAUGAACGUAGAGAAAAGGACGAAUUCGAAGAAUAUUUUGAAACAGAUAAUCAGAGAGAAUUGAGACAGAUUUUUGCUGGUCAAAGUCAUAUGUUCAACAUAUUAAAAGAAGUUAGUAAAAAGUUAGAUGAAGUUGUUGGACGACAAGAAAGAACAUUAAGUUUGAUUUCUCAAAUUCAAGUGGGUGGAGUUGUAGGACAAGGACAAGUACAAGGACAGGGACAGCCAAUACAGUUAAUAGAUACCAUUCGUCGGCAAGAAGUUGAUGCUGUUCUGAAAAAUCAAAAUAUUUUAAUUACCGCUGCUCAAGAAAUUAGAUCAUUUGUUGGUAAUGUUAAUAACAAAAUGGAAACCAUUUUGAGCAAUCAAGCCCGUAAUCCGACAGCUCAAGUAAAACCAAUGGGUUAUGACUAUCAAGCUAUCAUAGUCGAAAUGCGGGAUAAAUUUAAUGUACUAUCGAAAGAUAUUGCACAAAUUAAUUCAAAAGUAGGAGAUUGUCCAUCUAAUUGUUUAACAACCAUGAUGUUCCUUGUCUUUGUGGCUAUACAAAUGAUACUAUUGCUAGCGUAUAGUUUAUAUCGGGACAACAAAGAAGCACAGGCUAAAAAGUUUUAUUAAUGGUAAAGUUAAUAGUCAAAAACAGAGCUAAUAGUGAAUGUGUGACGACGAAUCUGUAAGAGUGUAUUGGGUUGGUGUUCGUAUUGCUCACUGUUCGUAUUCACCAACUAUGGUUUUACUUGACAUCUGUAUAAUAAAUGCAUCAUUUCAUUGAUCAGGUUGAUCACAU